AUGGAUGAAAAAAAUGUGACUAUGAUUACUGUGAUCCACCUCAUAGGGUUUCAGACGUCACAAAGUAUAACAUUUCUGGUCUUUUUUCUCUUUCUUAUGAUUUAUUGUGUGACAAUUUGUGGAAACCUCCUGAUAAUCACACUGGUGUUCUACAGCAAAGCCCUCCAUUCUCCCAUGUACUUCUUCCUCUCCCAGCUGUCCAUAUCAGAUAUCAUACUUACAAUGGAUAUUCUUCCUAACAUGCUCAAUUCUCUUAUAGCAAAUACUACCAUCAUUUCACUUCCUGAUUGUAUCACCCAGCUUUAUUUCUUUGCCUCUGCAGAAACAUUGCAGAGUCCUCUUCUGACAGUGAUGUCCUUUGACAGAUAUCUAGCCAUCUGUAAACCAUUGCAUUAUAAGUUGUUAAUGAGUCAUCGGUUUUGUUGGAUAAUAAUUAUCACAUGUUGGACUUUAAGUUUUUUAUCAGUAUUUAUAUAUACUACAACCAUAUCCAAAUUACGGUUUUGUGGUCCCAAUGUUGUUGAUCACUUUUUCUGUGAUCUUGACCCCAUCCUAGGACUCCCCUGCUCUGAUACCACCCUCGUUCGAGUAGAAACAACAUCAAUGAGUGUAAUGUUUGCUAUUGUGCCAUUUUUUGUAAUCACGUUGUCUUAUGUUUAUAUUAUAAUCACCAUUUUGGAAAUCCAAUCUAUUACUGGGAGGCAAAAAGCUUUUUCAACGUGCAGCUCCCAUCUUACUGUUGUUGCCAUUUUUUAUGGCACCAAUGUUGGUGUGUACUUGGUACCUAGUAGAGGUCAGUCAUGGAACAUUUCUAAAUUCCUGUCAUUGCUGUACACUGUAGUCACCCCACUGCUGAAUCCAAUUAUAUACAGCCUGCGGAAUGAAGAUAUAAAGCAAGUUGUAGGAAAAAUCAUCAACUCAAUCAAUUUGAGCUUUCAUUUCAAUUUUAUAGUGCUAAAUAUUGGAAAUAAUUUUAGACAGUGA
This is a messenger RNA of Nanorana parkeri, 984 nucleotides long. Its product is annotated as olfactory receptor 472-like. The transcript has a single exon. Bases 1 to 984 code for a protein of 327 amino acids. The record is from RefSeq and is a predicted model, not a curated record. Gene Ontology annotation, biological process: G protein-coupled receptor signaling pathway. Gene Ontology annotation, cellular component: membrane. Gene Ontology annotation, molecular function: olfactory receptor activity; G protein-coupled receptor activity. Lineage: Eukaryota; Metazoa; Chordata; Amphibia; Anura; Dicroglossidae.